UGUCCAACUGAAGUGGUUGAAAAGCCAUUUUGUUGUUCUGGCUAAGCUACAUGCUAAAGAAAGCCACCACCAAUAAUAUGGGUCCGUCUCAUCAACGCUAACUAUGUCGCCUUUAUUUAUUAUUAUUAUUUUUUUUGUUUAAUGUCGCAAAAAUACAGUAACUGAAGUCGCCGGUGUGUGUGUGUGUGUGUGUGUAAGUCGUCUUCAUGGAUUAGCCUGGUUUGUGGUGUGGACAAGACGAAAGGCUGGUGGCUAAAGUGUGCUGCAGCUUCAGAUAACAUAUUGUUAACUAUCUUCCUGUUUUUUUCUGAUUAAUUAACGGCACCCUAGCCACUUGUUUUUUUCCUUGUUUAUAUGUGCUCUUGAAUAGCCGGUGCCUGUGCUGCCAAAACCAAAAGUCCACAGGAGGAAAAAAAAGAGGCUGUUGUUUUCUAAAAGAGGCGUCUGAACAAUCUUUUGCUACCAAGUAACUUAGGGGGGGAAAAACACUUGGACCAUACAGCGUUAAGCCAAAGCGCUAAUCUGAUAAUGGCAGAGGACACACGACAGGACAAGAGGACCAGCUUCUCUGCCAUAACGGAGCACAGCACCAACGGGAUGGCGAGGACCUCCUCAGCUGUGGCCUCCGGCAAAAGUGGGGCUUCAAAGAAACUAGUCAUCAAAAAUUUCAAAGACAGGCCAAAACUAGCCGAGAACUACACAGAGGACACGUGGCUGAAGCUGCGAGAUGCGGUGGGAGCCAUCCAGAACAGCACCUCCAUCAAGUACAACCUGGAAGAGCUCUAUCAGGCGGUGGAGAACCUGUGCUCAUAUAAAGUGUCCCCAACACUGUACAAGCAGCUUCGCCAAGUCUGUGAAGAUCACGUGCAGGCUCAGAUCCACCAGUUUAGAGAAGAGUCUUUGGACAAUCUUUCCUUCCUGAAGAGAAUGAAUCGUUGCUGGCAGGACCACUGUAGACAAACUAUAAUGAUCCGAAGUAUCUUUCUCUUCCUGGAUCGCACCUACGUGCUCCAGAACUCCCUGCUUCCCUCCAUCUGGGACACGGGGCUGGAGCUGUUUCGUACCCACAUCGUGAGCGACGGCGCGGUUCAGAAGCGAACGGUCGAAGGCAUUUUGGAGCAGAUAGAGCUGGAGCGGAACGGAGAGACGGUCGAUCGCAGUCUGCUGCGCAGCCUCCUGGGCAUGCUGUCGGACCUGCAGGUUUACAAAGACUCCUUCGAGGAGAGAUUCUUGACCGAGACCAAUCGGCUGUACGCAGCAGAGGGACAGCGGCUGAUGCAGGAGAGAGACGUACCCGAGUACCUGCACCACGUGGCUCGUCGGUUGGAGGAGGAGAACGAUCGGAUCAUGAGCUACCUCGACCAGAGCACCCAGAAGCCGCUAAUUAGCUGCGUCGAGAAACAACUUUUAGGAGAACACAUGAAUGCGAUACUACAAAAGGGUCUGGGAGUUCUGCUGGAUGAGAACCGGGUGACUGAGCUGGCUCUUCUCUACCAGCUCUUCAGCAAAGUGAAGGGAGGACUCCUCACACUGCUGCAGUUCUGGAGAGACUACAUCAAGUCCUUUGGUGGAGAGAUCGUAUGCACUCCGGAGAAAGACAAGGACAUGGUGCAGGAGCUGCUGGACUUCAAGGACAAGAUGGACAACGUGGCCCAGAGCUGCUUCUCACGCAACGAAGGCUUCAUCAACGCCAUGAAGGAGGCGUUUGAAACCUUCAUCAACAAGAGGCCCAACAAGCCGGCAGAACUAAUCGCUAAAUAUGUGGACUCGAAGCUACGAGCCGGGAACAAGGAGGCCACGGAGGAGGAGCUGGAGAGAAUCCUGGACAAGAUAAUGAUAAUCUUCCGCUUCAUUCACGGAAAAGACGUGUUCGAAGCUUUCUACAAGAAGGACCUGGCCAAGCGCCUGCUGGUCGGCAAGAGCGCCUCCGUCGACGCGGAAAAGUCCAUGCUCUCCAAGCUCAAGCACGAAUGCGGCGCGGCCUUCACCAGUAAACUAGAGGGCAUGUUCAAAGACAUGGAGCUGUCUAAAGACAUCAUGAUCCAGUUCAAACAGUACAUGCAGAACCAGAGCGAGCCGAGCAAUAUAGAACUAACCGUUAACAUCCUCACGAUGGGCUACUGGCCUUCAUAUACCCCCAUGGAGGUCCACUUACCCCCGGAGAUGGUCAAACUCCAGGAAGUGUUCAAGCUGUUCUACCUGGGUAAGCACAGUGGGAGGAAGCUGCAGUGGCAGCCGACUCUGGGCCACGCGGUGCUAAAGGCAGAGUUUAAAGAGGGUAAGAAAGAGCUGCAGGUGUCUCUGUUCCAGACGCUGGUGCUGCUCAUGUUUAACGAGGGGGAAGAGUUCAGCGUGGAGGAGAUUCGCACUGCCACUGGCAUAGAGGAGGGAGAGCUCAAACGCACGCUUCAGUCCUUGGCCUGUGGAAAAGCUCGCGUCCUCAACAAGAACCCGCGAGGGAAAGACGUGGAGGACGGAGACCGCUUCAACUUCAACAACGACUUCAAACACAAACUGUUCCGCAUCAAGAUCAAUCAGAUCCAAAUGAAGGAGACGGUGGAGGAGCAGGUUAGCACCACGGAGCGCGUGUUUCAGGACCGCCAGUAUCAGAUCGACGCGGCCGUUGUGCGCAUCAUGAAGAUGAGGAAGACGCUCAGCCACAACCUCCUGGUGUCGGAGCUCUACAACCAGCUGAAAUUCCCCGUCAAGCCGGGUGACCUGAAGAAGCGCAUCGAGUCGCUCAUAGACAGAGACUACAUGGAGCGAGACAAGGAGACUCCGAACCAGUACCAUUACGUUGCCUGAGGGGGGGCCGCCGCUGUCACCGCCGUGCUUUUUUUUUUUUUUUUACGCUCACAGCAAGCGUUAACAGCUGGCUCCCCCCUCAAAUACAGGAUGACAGCCCCCUCAGCCGCCUGACUCUCCUCUGGUGCCCACCUUCCACCCUCCAUCCACAAUCCUGGGACAGGAAAAGUCCGGACGACACAAGAGCCUCCAGAGAAACCAGAGAGUCCCAGCUGCGCUGUUCCCAUUCUGCGACAUCUUUUUUUAAUAAAAAGUGGGAUUGGGGCCCCGAGGAGCAGCCCGGGUUGUUGAUGGUUGGGUUUAUGUGACUUACAAAUCCGCUAAUGCAAAACACAACUGAAAAUAACUAGCACUUUCCUCCUUUUAUUAUUUUCUCCUUGGGGUUGUUUUUUUUUUUUUUUUGUUUCUUCCUCCGUUGUGUUGUUGUUCUAAAAAUCACUUAUUUUCUAUUAUAGUUGGUUUGAGUUUUAAGACUUUAUUUUUGUGUUAUUUUACCUUUUCUGUUCUGUUCUCCUCACGAAAUGGCUGCAUAAACUGCUGAGUGUAAAGCUGACCCGGUUAGUCGCCUGAUUUACACAUCGGAGAACCAGCUUUCGAGGACACGGAAGAGGAAAGACAUUGACUGUGCUGAAAGGGGCUUGGGUCGUCGUUUGCAUCACGAACGCUGAGUGACGUGCAGACGAGCCACUUCGGGUAUUACUUUUUGGUAUCUCGUAUGUUUUGACCAAAAUGUCCAAAUGUCAAUGUGCUGACGUUUCUUUUUGUAGAUCAGAUUGUAUUCUAUGUAAGAGUGAGAAAAGUGAAUAAAUGGAUAUUUAAUGA
Molecule: messenger RNA, 3627 nt
Organism: Mugil cephalus (flathead mullet)
Lineage: Eukaryota; Metazoa; Chordata; Actinopteri; Mugiliformes; Mugilidae
Gene: cul4a
Product: cullin 4A
Exons: 20
Coding region: 529-2805 (758 amino acids)
Biological process (GO): ubiquitin-dependent protein catabolic process; DNA damage response; protein ubiquitination
Cellular component (GO): Cul4A-RING E3 ubiquitin ligase complex
Molecular function (GO): ubiquitin protein ligase binding
Source: RefSeq, a predicted model, not a curated record